Saccharomyces mikatae IFO 1815 is the source of this 1857-nucleotide messenger RNA. RefSeq names its product Gsm1p (gene GSM1). Gene Ontology annotation, molecular function: RNA polymerase II transcription regulatory region sequence-specific DNA binding; DNA-binding transcription factor activity, RNA polymerase II-specific; zinc ion binding. The coding region runs from base 1 to 1857 and encodes 618 amino acids. The transcript has a single exon. Gene Ontology annotation, biological process: cellular response to starvation; regulation of DNA-templated transcription. NCBI's taxonomy places the organism in Eukaryota, Fungi, Ascomycota, Saccharomycetes, Saccharomycetales, Saccharomycetaceae. Gene Ontology annotation, cellular component: nucleus. The record is from RefSeq and is a predicted model, not a curated record.
AUGACCAAAAAAUUACCUUCAGAGCUGAAACAAACAAGAAAGUCUAUUCAGACAGCUUGUGAGUUCUGUCAUACUAAACACAUACAGUGUGAUGUGGGGAGGCCAUGUCAAAACUGUUUAAAAAGAAAUAUUGGGAAGUUCUGUAGAGAUAAGAAAAGGAAAUCAAGAAAGCGGCUGGAGAAGCAUGAGACACAAACGCAACCAAUUGUGGUAAAAAGGCACACAAUAGACGGUGUGCCGUCAAAGACGGUAUCCCCAUCCAGUGUACAUUUGCAGCGGGAUUUUCUAUCCUCAGACGAAAACAAACCAAAUGUAACACCUAGCCAUAGCACAAAUAUUCAAUACACGUAUAAUAUAAAUGAUAAUAUUCAGAGUGCUGAGUCUAUCCCACGUAUUACGAACUUUAAUACUAAUAAUCCUCGGCCCUCCUUGGAAGAUUCCUCCCAUAUUAUAUCAACUCCACAACACGUACACUUAAUUAACGACCCUAUCAUACCCACCGUACGUAAGAGCACUCUCAAUCUAAAAUCGCACUUUUUAGAGCAACAUAAAGCCAUGCAGAAGCCGCUAGUUACCAACGGUUUGGUUACCACUGCAAACAUGCCCGUGCAUCCUGGAUUGAACUCAGGUAGUGAGCGUGAAGAAGAUGUAGACGAUGAAGCCAAUAUUCACUUUGAUAGUAUGUGGUGCAAUGACGAGUACAUGAAAUUGAAAAACAUUGUAGAUAUUUCAACGCCCUACCUACCUAACAACUCCCAGAUAUUUUCUCUUCAAGAACCGGCAUUCCCCAAUCCUAGUGUAACUACGAAAGGGGAUUCAUCAUUACAUUUAACUAAUCUUUUUAAUGCGUCAAAAAAUGCAAAAAAUGAAAAGGAGUUCUCCAUGGGCCAGUCUACUUCUACUUUCAAUCCAUAUGAUGAAAUUGUGUCUAGGCCCUACAUCUCAUUGGACAUGCUGCAUUCCAAUCAUGGCAUAAACACCAAUACAAGUUCUUCAAAUAACGAAAAAAUGGAAGAAGAACGAGAAAGUACUUGUCGUUCCGAUUCAGAUUUUGAAAAGCAUGAUAGUGACUUUAUAUCACCUUCAAAAUUUCGAGAACUAGUAAAGACUCCUCAGGACCUAUAUGACAAUAAAUGUUUGAUAAAACCUCAUAAUUACAAGUCGGCAUACGCUAAACUGCUAACUUCUCUAAGGAAAAAAUUUCUUGAAGAGGCUAUAGUCAAGCAGUCUGCUUCAUCAGAGGUUGAAAAUGAUAAUCAAAAACGUGAUUUAAGACAUGAUUUGGAAGUUAUAAUACGAUCUAUAUUAGAACGGUAUGCUCCAAUUUUCAUUUCGUUAACAUCCAAUAUGAUCGAAGAAGAUUUGUUGUUACAGGAGAUCACGUUACAAAGGGCUUUACUAGAUUUGGAAAACAUGGCAAAACUAGUGAGCUGCACACCAAUAUGUAUCUGGAGGAGAUCAGGAGAAGUUUGUUUUGCUAGCAAUGAAUUCUACUCUUUAACGGGGUUUAAUAAGAACCUAAUACUAGACCGGACCUCAUUUAUUUUUGAAUUUCUGGAUCACGAAAGUGUUUCAAAUUAUUUUCAGAUUUUUAACGAGUUACUGGCUUUUGGUUAUAAUGAUAUCAAUAAAAGGAAGAAAAUAUUGAUGCUAAAUGCAUCAUCUUCAGCCUCAUCCAAGAUUACAGAGGGUUUUUCUUUUACUACUGAUGGAAAUGCCGUGUUUACUAAAUCUAAUUUAUUAUUAAGUAACGGGCUCUAUUUGAAGUGUGCUUGUUGUUGGACAGUAAAAAGAGACUCUUUCAAUAUCCCAAUUCUCGUGAUGGGUCAAUUUUUACCAAUUUUCGAUAUGGACUAA